This is a messenger RNA of Rattus rattus (black rat), 3245 nucleotides long. Its product is annotated as immunity-related GTPase family M protein 1-like. The record is from RefSeq and is a predicted model, not a curated record. Gene Ontology annotation, biological process: defense response; cellular response to interferon-beta. Lineage: Eukaryota; Metazoa; Chordata; Mammalia; Rodentia; Muridae. Bases 47 to 1243 code for a protein of 398 amino acids. Gene Ontology annotation, molecular function: GTPase activity; GTP binding. The transcript has a single exon. Gene Ontology annotation, cellular component: endoplasmic reticulum membrane.
CGUCCCAACUCCCUUUCCUUUGCAGGUUGCUCCAUUGCUCACCAACAUGGAAGAAGCAGUCGGGUUGCCCGAGGAUAAACAGUUUGCAUGCUUCUCCGACGCUGUAUUCAUUUCCAAAGACAACAGUAUUUUAUCUGUAGAAGUCAUCAAGAGUAUUCAGGCUGCUGUGGCGGGAGGGAACGGGGUGGAAGUGGUCUCUAUAGUUAAAGAGAUCGUGCAGAAAGUAUCCAGAACCACAAUGAAAAUCGCUGUGACUGGGGACUCUGGCAAUGGCAUGUCAUCUUUCGUCAACGCCCUUAGGCUCAUUGGACAUGAGGAGGAGGAUUCAGCUCCCACUGGGGUGGUGAGGACCACCCAGAAACCAGCCUGUUACUCCUCUUCCCGCUUUCCCUAUGUGGAGCUGUGGGACCUGCCUGGCAUAGGGGCCACAGCCCAGAGCAUGGAGAGCUACCUGGAUGAGAUGCAGUUCAGCGCAUAUGACCUCAUCAUCAUCAUUGCUUCUGAGCAGUUCAGCUCGAAUCAUGUGAAGCUGGCUGAAGCCAUGCAGAGGAUGAGAAAGAGGUUCUAUGUCGUCUGGACCAAGCUGGACAGGGACAUCAGCACAAGUACCUUCCCUGAACCCCAGCUCCUGCAGAGUAUCCAAAAGAAUAUCAGGGAGAAUCUCCAGAAGGAGAAAGUGAAGGAGCCCCCCAUAUUCCUGGUAUCUAUCAUGAAGCCUUUAUUACAUGACUUCGAAAGGCUUAGGGAGACCCUACGGAAAGACCUCUCUGACAUCAAGUACCAUGGUCUCUUAGACACCCUUUACCAAAUUUGUGUGAAUACUAUUAAUGAGAGAGUAGAGUCCAUUAAAAAGAUCAUAGAUGAAAAUAACCUACAAAGAGAGUUUGGAAUCUUGACUCCAGACAACCUGACAGAGACUCGGAAAGUCUUCCAAGAAAUCUUUGGUGUGGAUGACCAAUCUCUCAGCCAGGUGUCUCGGAGUAUGGAAAAGCCAGAUACACAUUACAAGACUAGCAUAGAGUCCCAGGAGAUACAGAGGUACCAACAAAAUGGCUGGCCAUUGGUUUGGUUGCAUCGCCCUGUAACCCAGUUUUUCUCUACAGGCCUUGUCCGCGUGCCAUGCUGUUCUUACUCUCAUCACCAUAGAUACAAGCAACAGAAAGGUGUACUUGAUGAAACUGCUGGCAAAACCAAGAAUGUUCUGUGGAAAAUCCUGGAAGACUCCAUUUCUCAAAAGACCUAGACAACUGAGGUCUUCUCCCCAGCCCUACACCUCACAUGUACCCCCAGUUGAGCUAACCCCUGCCGCACGGGUUCCAAGUUCCUUGAGGUUAAUAGGCUGACUCUCCUAAUGGUGCCUCAUGAGGCACUAUAAUGGACUUUGGUCUGUACCAUUUGUUUGGUUUUACUAAUUGAACUAUCUGGGAUCCCACUGUAAGAGAAAUUUCCCUUUUCUAAUUGCUCAGAAUUUCACAUUUGACAUAGCUCACCUUAGCGCCUAUGAUUAAUAUAGUUCCUCUUAGAGGCCUCUUGGUUUGCUCAUAUCUCUUUCCUACUUUUCUUCCCUGACUCUGGAGAUGGAGUAUCCCUUAAGGAAUGGGGAAGACCAUGGCCAGCAGAGGCCUGUUCUCUGACCCCUCCUCUGAUCUGUAAAGAGGAAAAGGAAGUUAACUCUGGUCCUACUGGUAAUGGGAUUUGCACAGUGCUGAACAGAAGGGUUCUUGGUGCCCUACACUACCUGCGAUGAUGUCAGUGGUAUCAUGACUAGUCAUGGCCCCUCACACUUGUGUUCCCAGUUUUAUAUUGGACCUCAACUUCUUCAGCUGCCCCUAACUCUGCAGGCCGCACCCCCAUCCACAUACACACAGACCCUUCUCCCGUUUCGUUCUGUUUGUGUGGCUUUGUGUUUCCUUAAGACAGGUGCCACUCCGGGUUCUGUCAUGUUCCUUUCUCUCAGCCCGGCUUUCAGUAGACAUCAGUACUGUCAGCCCUUCUCAGUCUCAGACCUUUCUCUGUCUUCCCCUUUCAUCUCUUUGACAGAACACUAAAUGCUUUCCCACUGCCAACUGUUACCAGCCUCACCCCGGAGUGUUUAGUUUGGGCUCAUAGUUUGCCAGGACAGCCCAUCACAGCUGAAAGUCAUCACAAGAGGGGCACGGAGCAGCUGGUCCCAUGUGUCCUCGGUCAGGAAGCAGAGAGAGAUGAAUAGGUCUCUUUGGUACAGGUUUGCCUUUUCAUUCAGCCCAAGACCCCAGCCUAUAGAACGAUACCAUCCACGUUCAAAGUGGGUCUUCCAACUUUCAGGUGUAGUUUCACACAUGUGUAGGGAACUGUGGUUUCAGUUUCCAAGUGUAGAAACUCCCUCUAGAUAUGCCCAAAGGUCCCUUUCCAUAGUGAUUCUAGAUCCUGCCAAAUUGACAACCAAUAUUAACCACACAGGCACUGCGGGUAUACAGGGGUUUUAUUGGUUAAUAGUGGGAAGAAGGUUGGGUGUGACUUAGUUGUACAGUGUUUUCCUAGCACAUGGAAGGCUAUGGUUUUGAUACCCAGAAAGAAAUAAUAUCUGUUUUGAGAUGGAAAGAAAACACCAAUUGUUAUUUGUUGGGGGGAAAAAACAUGCACCAACCAUACCCUCUUGCUGGUACAGGUACUUUAUGAAAAAGCAUCACUUAAAUGUAAAAGGUGGGUUUACUUUAUAUGUUGUGGGUAAGGAUAGGUUGAACUGAGAAGUCUCACGGCAGUGGGAUUGGGGGUGAACCAAGUUCUGCUAAGACUCUCCUUCCCCCUGCUCGUUCUUUUGUUAACGUGGUUCCAUGGACUCACAGGAAAGGUCUGCAAUGAAAUCAGAGGUUUUGUUUGCCAUCCUUAUGAUGUACAUAGGUAUUCAGAAAUAAUUCUUGAGGUCACGUUUAUAGCACAGAUCCCGCUCCAGUAGGUUGACUGUGAGAAAGCAAGCGUGUUUUCUUAAAGCUCUUCUAAGGUUGUAUGUGUUGGUUACAGGGACUCUAACCCGGCCCCAGCACUCAGGAAACUGACUGUGAUCUCACUGUUAGCCUGGCUGGAGAAGCAGGUUGUGAAUUCUGUGUCUUAGGUCACAGAUGUAGAUUUUCUCUUUGCUGGUUGUAUGUACAGAUACAGAAAUAUAUGUCCAUGGGUAUUAUAUAGUCAUCAUACACAUUAUUCUGUAUUGUAUGUAACAUACAUGUGGUCUUAAUCUCUAUGAUGGAAUAAAUCAUCACAGUUAU